Molecule: messenger RNA, 1674 nt
Organism: Knipowitschia caucasica
Lineage: Eukaryota; Metazoa; Chordata; Actinopteri; Gobiiformes; Gobiidae
Source: the annotation of a GenBank genome assembly
AUGGACGAGGAGAGACCGGGUCCAUCCCGUCUGAAUUACGAGGCCCGCAUCCAGAGGCUGGAGGCCCGCCUCACAACUAUUGAGCGCUCCCACGCUAUGCUUGAGAAAAAGUGCCGGUCCCUCCAGGUUGCCUCGGCUCGCGUGGCCCCCACCUCUGCUCAGAAGGGCGAGCAUGUGGAUAAGCUCCGGAACCCUGACUUACUGGAUGGUAAGCCCAAAGACAUCCACAACGCCAAGCAGUCAGCCAGCCACUCCCUGCGGUUUUGCCGCUACAUGGCCCAGGGAGUGCCGGUUGACACCCUGAGGAGCCUCAGGUUCCUCAACCGGAUGGACCACCUGCGUGGUUACCCGACGUACCUGGCCCAAAAGGGGUACAAAAGCACGACGGUCAAAAACAUGCUUACCAACGUCAUCAUGUUUUUGCGCCAGGUGGGCAAGCGCUUCCCGCGCAAGACCCGCCUGAGGCCCGCUGAAGCCACUAACAUCGAGUACAAGCUUCAGCGGAUCCAGCGGGACAUACAGCGGGAAGUGCUUAUCCACAGGCAAAAGGUUCUGAAGAAAAAGUCAGCCGACCAGCUGGACGCCAGCCAGUGUGUGACUUUUUUGGGCAGGGCCAAAACAGCCAUUUGCGAAAUUCUCGGCCGAGAGGAUCCUGAGGAAGUGCAUGGCCUGGGCAUGGGCUACAUCCUCUGCUACCUGGCCAUCCUCACAGGCCACCGGGCGGUGGUCUUCACCAACACCACCAAGGAGUCGGUGGAAAAUGCCGACUCCUGGAAGUCAGGAACCCGGUUCCAAGUGUUGGCGUCUAUCCUGCUCGAUCGGCAGGAGUUCGACUGGCUCCGCCUCCUGGCCACCGGCUCCUUUUGCAAGGAGGAGUGCAGCGGGGCCAAUUUCCUUUUUCAUAGUAGUUCUGGGGCCCAGCUGAAGCACGGCUCAGAAUUGAUUAAUAGGGCCUGGUCAGCGGCCGGACUGAAAGGCACGAUCACUUUCAACAAGGUCCGGAGCAGCGUGGCCACACAGGCCAAUGACCAGCUCACAGAAAAGGAGCGGCGGAGGGUGGCCAGGGCCAUGUGCCAUGACCCUGCCACGGCCUCCAAAUUCUAUGUUGCCCUCCCCAACGGGGAGAGGCAAUACCAGGACAGGCUCCUUAGAAUGAAGGCCCUCUGUCUGGCCUCCAACACCAGGCCAGACAGGCACACCAGGCCAGCCGUGUCCAGCAGCUCAGAGUCAGAGGGACCUGAGCCGGUGUACCAGGACUCGCCCGACUCCUCUGGCUCUGAGCUUGCCAGCCCUGAGCCAGACCCCUCCAGCCCAGUGGACGACCCCUCCAGCCCUGAGCCGGACCGCUCCAACCCAGAGCAGGAGCCAGAGCCGGAGCCAGAGCCUGAGGCUGAGGUCGAACUUUUGAGCCCCGAAUACGAGCCAUUGACCCCACCGCCUCAGCCCUCGACCGCCGACCGCCAGCCCUGGACCCCGGUAUGGGACGUUUCCAGUCCUGUCCCUGCAUCGAGGAAGCGGCGUCGCAUGCUGUUCCCGGCAGACGAGGAGGACGAGGAGCCUCGCGCUCUACCUGAGGACAUGCCACGGAUAAAGCAAUACAAAGUGGACGUAGACAGGCUGCCACGUGGAUUCCUUCUCUACUACGCCACGGUCAAAAGAGAUUACCCUGUUUAA